This is a messenger RNA of Cynoglossus semilaevis (tongue sole), 805 nucleotides long. RefSeq names its product adenine phosphoribosyltransferase. The record is from RefSeq and is a predicted model, not a curated record. Bases 22 to 630 code for a protein of 202 amino acids. Gene Ontology annotation, molecular function: adenine phosphoribosyltransferase activity. The transcript is spliced from 5 exons. NCBI's taxonomy places the organism in Eukaryota, Metazoa, Chordata, Actinopteri, Pleuronectiformes, Cynoglossidae.
UUCACCCUGGGACACAGACCUAUGUGGAUGGACCUGUUGGCUGUCCCUGUAAAACGGCCUAAAGGCUGGUACCUGUCUCUGAUGGCCCCCAACACGAAGGGGCCAGCCUUUGCAUGGCUGGAUCCUUCCAGGCUUUACUGCAACUCCCAGGCCCUCACAGACUGUGUGUCAGACCUUCUCAGUCCAUUCCAGGGCAAUGACAUCGACCUUGUAGCUGGCAUAGAUGCCAUGGGAUUUAUCCUGGGGGCAUCAGUGGCCACAACUCUCGGAAAAGGUUUCCUGGCCAUUCGUAAAGCAGGACAUCUGUGUGUUGCUACUAAGAACGAGAAAUAUUCUGACUAUACAAGUAGGGAUAAGUUGAUGGAAGUCAGAUUGGAUGUCCUUAAACCAGGCGUCAGGGUGUUGUUAGUGGAUCAGUGGAUAGAGACAGGAGGCACAAUGAAGGCUGCCAUCCAACUAGUGGAGAAACUGGGAGCAACUGUUGUAGGUGUAGCAGCUGUGGCCAUUGAAAACACUCCAGGAGGUAAAUGGAUCAAAGACAACUACAAAUUCUCUCACUGCGUCCCUGAGGAGCUGCAGUGCCAGAUUGAUCGGAAAUUUCUGGAAUCUUUCAAAAGCUUCAAGAGUUGAAGUUGAUUUUUACAUUUUAGGUUCUGCCAGUAUGUUGUAUUUGCAAUAGGGUUUAUGUAAAAUAACUUUUUUUAAUCCAGUUUUUUUUUACUUACAUAAUGCUGCACAGCUAAAAGGCAAACUCUGGUAAGUGCAAUUAAACGUCUAACAAACUUGACGUGACGACUGUUCUUGG